Molecule: messenger RNA, 610 nt
Organism: Corticium candelabrum
Lineage: Eukaryota; Metazoa; Porifera; Homoscleromorpha; Homosclerophorida; Plakinidae
Exons: 4
Coding region: 1-405 (134 amino acids)
Source: RefSeq, a predicted model, not a curated record
AUGCGCAUGCAUGCGAACAAACUUGAUAAAUGUCAGUCAAACUUGAUAAAUGUGAACGUCAGUGGAUAUCCCAUCCAACCGAACUCCAACGUCCUCAAUGCAGAGGCGCAAUUCAAGCCAGUUGUGUUUAUUACCAACGUCCAACUCAAAUGGCAUGACGUCAAGAUUGGUUAUCCUGGCACUAACACAACGAUCAGUCUACCUGACAACGGUGUCAAUGCAUGCCAAAACAAUUGCCCGCUACAAGCAAACAAGACAAUUCAUUGGUCGUAUGUUAAAACUGUGCAAGAACUUAAGCAAUACUUAGUGUUCUCAUUCUCUGGUAGAAUAGUCUUAGCUGAUGAGGAUGACAGAACUCUUGUCUGUCUGGAGAUGAAGAAAGAGAGUGGAGGGUGGCCUGGAUAGAUAAUACAGACACGCAUAAUCUCCCAGAAACAAGAGCAAACAGACGGUUAUAAAAUAGUUGUAAUAGAGUUGGUGUGAUGUGGUGUGUCGCAAAUCUCUAACUAAAAGGCUUUAUUCGUGUUGCGCAUAGCGCGCUGACAAAAUGAACUGGACCUGACAACAUUAGAUGCCAAUGUUGAAUAUCUAUCUAGCAUUCUAGACAUCU